Oxyura jamaicensis (ruddy duck) is the source of this 6519-nucleotide messenger RNA. RefSeq names its product SHOC2 leucine rich repeat scaffold protein (gene SHOC2). The coding region runs from base 422 to 2170 and encodes 582 amino acids. The record is from RefSeq and is a predicted model, not a curated record. The transcript is spliced from 9 exons. Lineage: Eukaryota; Metazoa; Chordata; Aves; Anseriformes; Anatidae. Gene Ontology annotation, molecular function: protein phosphatase 1 binding.
GCCAAGAUGGCGGCGGCGCCGUGACCUGGAAGCCGUCGGCCGGGCCGCGCCGCGCCGCGCCCGCCCCCGUGGUGCGGCGGGCGGGAGGGCCGUGGGCGGGGAGUCCCGUGACGGCUCGGGGCGCACGGAGCGGGGCCGCCGGGGCCGGGGGGGUGCGCAGAGCGCCGCGGGAGGAUGGCGGAGCCGCACGAAAUACUAAUACGGAGUGCUUGACCUUCUAAUCCCUAACAGCUGAAUCUCCUGAGGAUUAGGAAAGAGUGCCUUCAGAACCAAUAUGUAGCAAAUGGGUAUCGUACCUCUGAAGCUCCUCCCUUGGUUCAACACGUGCAUGUUUUAAGGAUCCUUGUAGCCUCAGCAGUGAGUUGUUCUCAUUAACUUCAGAAACGGAUUUCAUGUGGUGCUUGCUAAACAUUGAGUCACCAUGAGUAGUAACCUGGGAAAAGAAAAGGACUGUAAAGAGAAGGAUCCAAAAGUCCCAUCGUCAAAAGAAAGGGAGAAGGAGGCCAAAGCCUCUGGAGGAUUUGGGAAAGACAGCAAAGAGAAGGAGCCUAAGACCAAAGGGAAAGAUGCCAAAGACGGAAAGAAGGACUCCAGUAGCACGCAGCCUGGGGUAGCUUUUUCAGUGGACAAUACGAUAAAAAGACCUAAUCCAGCCACAGGUACCCGCAAAAAAUCCAGCAAUGCUGAAGUGAUCAAAGAGCUAAAUAAAUGUCGGGAAGAGAAUUCAAUGCGCUUGGACUUGUCCAAGAGGUCUAUACACAUGCUUCCAUCCGCUAUCAAAGAGUUAACGCAGUUAACAGAACUUUAUUUAUACAGUAACAAACUGCAGUCUCUACCAGCUGAGGUGGGCUGUCUUGUGAACCUGAUGACACUGGCCCUGAGUGAAAACUCACUCACCAGUUUGCCCGACUCUCUGGAUAACUUGAAGAAACUGCGCAUGCUUGACCUGCGGCAUAACAAACUGCGAGAGAUCCCGUCGGUGGUGUACAGGCUAAGCUCUCUCGCCACUCUUUACCUACGCUUUAAUCGUAUAACUACUGUGGAAAAGGAUAUCAAAAACUUGUCAAAACUCACCAUGCUUAGCAUACGAGAGAACAAAAUCAAGCAACUACCUGCUGAAAUUGGUGAGCUGUGUAACCUCAUAACGCUGGAUGUAGCGCACAAUCAGCUUGAACACCUUCCAGAAGAGAUUGGAAGUUGCACACAGAUCACCAACCUUGACUUGCAGCACAAUGAGCUCUUGGACCUGCCAGAAACCAUAGGAAAUCUGUCCAGUCUAAGUCGUCUUGGCCUGAGGUACAAUAGGCUGUCAGCAAUUCCGAAGUCUUUAGCAAAAUGCAGUGAACUUGAUGAGCUGAAUCUGGAGAACAACAACAUUUCUACUUUACCAGAGGGUCUUUUAUCCAGCCUUGUCAAACUGACUAGUUUAACGCUGGCCAGGAACUGCUUCCAGUCCUAUCCUGUGGGUGGCCCGUCCCAGUUCUCCACAAUCUACUCUCUCAAUAUGGAGCACAACCGCAUCAAUAAAAUCCCCUUUGGAAUUUUCUCUAGAGCUAAAGUAUUAAGUAAGCUGAACAUGAAGGACAAUCAGCUGACCUCUCUCCCGCUGGACUUUGGAACUUGGACUAGUAUGGUAGAACUGAACUUAGCAACUAACCAGCUCACAAAAAUCCCCGAGGAUGUGUCUGGGCUUGUUUCUCUUGAGGUUCUUAUAUUGUCAAACAAUCUCCUAAAAAAACUUCCGCAUGGAAUUGGAAACCUACGGAAACUCCGAGAGUUGGAUCUAGAGGAAAACAAACUGGAAUCCUUGCCAAAUGAAAUAGCUUACCUCAAGGAUCUGCAGAAAUUGGUUCUGACUAAUAAUCAGUUGACCACCCUUCCAAGAGGUAUUGGUCACCUUACCAAUCUAACGCACCUUGGGCUUGGAGAGAAUCUUCUCACACACCUUCCUGAGGAAAUUGGUACACUGGAGAAUCUGGAAGAACUGUAUUUGAAUGACAACCCCAAUCUGCACAGCCUUCCCUUUGAGCUGGCUCUUUGCAGCAAACUGUCAAUAAUGAGUAUUGAGAACUGCCCGCUCAGCCACCUUCCACCUCAGAUUGUUGCAGGAGGACCCUCCUUCAUCAUUCAGUUCCUAAAAAUGCAGGGACCAUACCGUGCCAUGGUCUGAUGCUAAUCGGAUUGUCCAAUACACUGUACAAAAUACAAACUGCAUUAAUGUUGUAAUUGUCUGCAUAUGUAUAUAUAAUAUAAUAUAUGUGGUUUAUAUUAUAUUAUAUAUAUAUAAAUAUAUAAAUAAUAUAAAAAGGCGAAUUUAAGACUGCAUUAUGUGUUUCUGCUAAUAGAGGAAUCAUAGCCAUUUAGAUUUUUUUUAUUCUGUAAAAAUGCUUGUCUAAGUUUUCUUUGCUGAAUUUGAUGGAUGGAUGUCUGAGUAAUCUGGAAAUGCCAUUUCAUUUAAAGCAAUUGCCAAUGAACUCAAAUUUAAGGGACAAAAAUAGUUUUGCUUAGAUUUGCUUUCAGUUAAGAGAAACAUGUAACCUUUAUAUAAUGAACUCUUCUGUUUUACUCCCUCUUUUUUGUGUCAAAGCCUGAAAGGGUCAUGUGUCCUGAGGUUGGGAUUUUCUUUUAACUUAUUUUGAGAUUUGAAGCAAAUGGUGUUUUUAUAUUGUUUACAGUCAGAGUAAAUCACUGGAUUUUGUUUUAUUUUGAUUUGCUCUGUUUUAAUCAAUCAUAUCUAGAAUUUAUAUGCCUCUGCUGAUGAAUUUUUAUCAACUGGUUUGUAUACUAAAGACAUAUUCUCAUCAGAACAACUGGCAGGUGAAAAGGAUGCAGUCAAAACAAAAAGAAAAGAAAAAAAAAGCUUGAAUUCUAAGUCUUGCUUCCCUGAGUUAUCAGUUGCAGGCAUAACAUAUCUGAACUGAGCCUUUUGCAGUUGGUCUUUUCUAGCACAAGUAAACCUUUUCAGACUGGUAAAAUCAUGGAGUAUCCUCAGUGAAGAGCGGUUUUCAUGUUGUGAAGUAACGAUUCCAUGAGGUCUAACAGAACAGUUAAGUGGCAAGGAAAUAAUAUAUAUGUACAUUUUUAUUACAAUGUUGAGUCAUAAACUACAACAGGCAAUUUUAAGGAUUCCUUCUAGUCCUUGUACAAUAAAUGAAUGUGUCUUACUUUUAAACACUGCAAUAUAUGUAAGUUUUAAGGUUGGUUAACAAUGUACUAUGGUUUUAUAUCUUGACUUGCCUUGUACCUCCUUCCAUUACGGAACUUCUGUGUCCAAGCACAAUAUCUUCACACUGUGCUGUUUUGCUGCUGAACUAAAUGCACUUUUCCCCACAGCUGGGGCACUUGCUUCAAAAUAUUCAGUUCAGUAUCUUGAUUAUUCUUUUUUAACUUCAUCCUAUCUGUUUCAGUAUUAAACUGAUCUAUUAAAAAAGAGGCACCUUUUUCAUUUGUGCAUAGAUUUUGAUAGCUCAAGAGAAACACUGUAAGUAGUGGACAUUCAGUUUUAUCACGACUUCCUUGGUUGCUCAAAAGGCAGAAGAAGAUGCUUCAGGGAAAUACACACUAUUGCUGCACUUGCAGGGCCAGUUGUCCUUUUCCAGGAGGGCAGGAGCUUGAGGCGGUUGCAUUCCACGUUUACUGAAGAGCUGUCCAGUCUGUAAUCAUUGGAGUUGCUGCUGGGGUAGCGUGGCUUAGAGGACUGUAUCUUUUGAACAAAAUGAAAUCAGCUGAUGCCAUGAGAAAUCUAUUUCACAUGCAGAAGCUUGGGAAAUAUUAUUUCUGGCUUUCAGGCAUGCUUACUUAUGUAUAUUGCCUUGAUCUAUUGUUUUUUUUUUUGGCAUUGCAUUCUGUUUUGUCUUACAUCUUUUCAUUAACAAGGAGUAAGUUUUAAAUGGAAGGCAGGUGGAGAUAUAAAACCUUAGAAGGCUUAAACAUGCUGUAAAACUGUUGUAGAUGUCACUGGAUUUUACUAAGUAAUUUUUUUCUUUCUCACACGUUCUCUCUCUGCCCCCCAUGCCCCCUCCUUUUUUUUUUUUUUUUUUUACAUCUACUGUAGCUUUUCAGUUUAGACUUUAGUUUAUAAAAGGCUGUUUUCUUACAGUUCUGCCUGAAGUUAAUCUUUCUCAGCAUUAAGGUGUUAAAAUAUGAAGAUGCUGAAGUGCAUAUUUUUAAGACUGUAAUCUAAUUUCUGGAUAUACUGCUAAACCCGUAUUUGUGCCCUCAGGUCACUAGGGGAAACUGGUUUGAGAAAUACGGUUCCUUAAAACAAAAGUGGCGACCCCUUGUGUUUUAAAGCAUCUUGGUCUCAUUCCCUGUCUGCUUCUCAAUCCCAUUUUUAUAAGAGCUGACGGGAUUUAAUUUGUUUAGGUUGUAAAUAUGUUGAUUAUUCACCUUGUUAAGGUACACGGUUAAUGACUGUAUGGUUGGAGCUGACCCUCUCUCACAUACGUUCUUGUGGAGAAGUUGGCUACCAAAAUAGUGCUCGUUACACUCGCUUAAAAACGUAGUAUUCUUUUCAUUACACUUAUAGGAAUAAAUAAAGCUAUGUUUUAAUUCAUUGCUAUAUUAAAAACAGGAUAUUUUUUCAAGCUAUCUUUGUACUAGUAUGGUUGUUGCAGUGCCAGAUAAUCCCGAUCCCUGUUUUAGAAGUUUAAUUUUAUACAUUCUGAGGUGAGUGCUCAUUUUUUCAGUGUCUCAGGAGGGAUUUGAAUAAAAGCAGUGUGAGAGAAGUUCUGGUACAAGAGAAAUUUAGUCAGAAAAAAAAUGAAACUCUUAAAACUAGCCUAAAGUUUACAUGUUAGAUGUGUGUCAUGGCUUGGGAGUAUGUGCAUAUAGAUCUCUAUAUGCACAUACGGGGAUUUAUAUCCAGAUCUAUUCGCAGAUCCAUAUAAAUCCAGCUGUUGUGACCAUUCAGAACAGUCUUAUAUCCUGACAUAAGACUUCUACAUUUGUCAGGAUGCUGGACUGUUAACUGGUGCAGUUUCUAAAUUGUAUUUAAUGCCCGAUGACAUUCAGUUGGACACAUGCUGGUUCAUACAUGUUUAAGUAUUUUCUUGGGCCUAGUCCAUUAAAGUAUGAAUGGAAAUAACUUCAUCCUGACAAGUGUAUGUAUGCGUACAUACAUAUAUGUGUAUCUGUGUGUGUAUGGAAGCAUAGACGUGGUGGUGAAAUGAACUCUUCAGGGCUCCUCCCAAAUAAGGAUGGGAAACAGGUGAUUCCCAGAUACAUUAAAUAUCCUAAAUCUUCCUUGCCCUACUGUUAUCUUCAAAAUAAUUUACAAGGGUUAUUGAGAAGUGUGACAAUCUUUACUCGGGUGAAUAUCAAGACCUUUAUUGCUUGCCCAUGGACAAAAUGUCAAUUUGUAUGUCUGCCUAUGUACAUAAAAGAAAAAGUGCAUAUACAGGUGGUCUGUAAAGACACUGUCCUGAACCACGCCUUGACUUCACAGAAGCUGAGUUACCGUACGGUAGACCAAACUGUAUUAUGGAACUUUGAUAAGGUCUAAAGCAGAUAAGGGAUUUAUUAAAUAAAGAAAAGAAGGCUUAAAUGCCAUUGUGACUCGUUUUGGUCACAUAUUGCAUUUAAAUUUACUAAAUAGAAAGUUGGUAAUUAUUAAGUUAUGUCCCUGGCGGUCCCAUAUUUAAUUUCCUAAACAAAUUUGUCUAGUAAAAAUGCAGUGGAAGUGCUGCAUGUAAAGCUGGGGUCACAAAGUUACGUGGUUGGCACUUUGUAGUUUGUCAGAUGUUAUUGGACACUUCUAAAUUCAUGCCCGCUUUUUAGAAAGAGAUUCGUGCUGUAGAAUAUUUGCUUCAGUGCCUCUUCGGGAUUUUAGGUUUUCUCUGCAGUUUUGUCCAUCUUUUGCUAAUGUUGUGUGAGUGCAUGUUCAGACUUCUUGAAGGUCGUGUUUGUACAUGAUUUAGUAAAGUAGUACUCGGACUGGCUGGCUGGUUAGCACUUAAACCCGUUGUGUCACCUGAAAUUCAAACAUCUCCAAUCUUGGGAGUUGGGAAAGUACUUUUUAUUUAAAUAUUAGAAAACUUCAUCAGAGGUUUUUUUUUUUUUUUUUUUUUUUUUUUUAAUUUAAACUUCUGAAUCAGUGCAAACUCGUAGCUGGGGAGUCUUCAUACCUGGAUACAACAAAGAAUUUUCAUAUAGUCAGUAUCACACCUCAGUUGUAUCAAAUUAGCACGCCAGAAUAGCUUCUAAUUAGAUCUGCAGUUGGCAGUAAUUUGCCCAACACGAACUUCAAGGCACAGUAAGGACAAUUACAAACAAACGAUAAUAUCUGCAAGUGGUUUUUGUUUUUAUGCUGGCAGAGAUCAGAAAAUUAUGUUUAUUAUUCUGAUGUUUAGGUCUUAACCAGGACUGCACAGGACUUUUGCUGUGGAAAAAUACCAGACCACGCUAAUUUUGUGGUUACAAGCUAAACAAGAGUGUAAACAGUCUACAAAAAUGUACUUUUAAUCUGAAUUAUUGUAAUGUUGAUUGUUAUGUCUAUAUAAAAGAUUGCCUUGCUUUUUU